Messenger RNA from Molossus molossus (Pallas's mastiff bat), 3061 nucleotides. RefSeq names its product zinc finger and SCAN domain containing 25 (gene ZSCAN25). Gene Ontology annotation, molecular function: DNA-binding transcription factor activity, RNA polymerase II-specific; RNA polymerase II cis-regulatory region sequence-specific DNA binding. Gene Ontology annotation, biological process: regulation of transcription by RNA polymerase II. The transcript has 9 exons. The coding region runs from base 531 to 2171 and encodes 546 amino acids. NCBI's taxonomy places the organism in Eukaryota, Metazoa, Chordata, Mammalia, Chiroptera, Molossidae. The record is from RefSeq and is a predicted model, not a curated record. Gene Ontology annotation, cellular component: nucleus.
GGCAGCCCUUGUGUCAAAACCAGCCCAGGGAUGAGAGACCAUCGAGAUGCCACGACCUCCGAGAGUCCUAGAGAGGAAACGGAAGGGGCCGGUUCCUUACGCACCUGUCUGACAGCGGCCGCGGCCCACUUCCUGUCCGCGGAGGGCACUGGGGAACCUGCCGCCGGUGCGGGGCUUUGGUGUUUCUAUCCAAACCAUAUAUUUUGGUAUUGCUGACCUUGGCCGACCAUCUCACCUCUUGCAUCUUCAGUUUCUUCUUCUGAAAAGUAGGGGAAGUAGUACUUAGCAUACAGAAUUGUUGUUGAGCACACACCCAAGCCACCAGUAAGUUUAUUGGGUUUACCUCCCAAAUAUGUCUUGACUUUGCCUGCUUGUUUGCCACCAUCCUGAUCUGAGUCCUAGCAUCUCCUGCUUGGACCACAGUGGUUAGCAAAUACUGAAUUGAAUUGACAUGAUUUUCAAGACAUAUGUUUAGUCUUUUGAAAAUAUCUCCUAGAAGACCCUGAGUUUCCUGGGUUGGAGUGUGAAAGAUGCUUAAAGAGCGUCCAGGGAUGGCAGAAGAUCAUCAUCAGCAGAUGGGUGUUCCUGUGGUAAAAUUGGAGAAAGAGUUGCCAUGGGGCAGGGGAAGGGAGGACCCUAGUCCUGAGACUUUUCGGCUACGGUUUCGGCAGUUCCGCUACCAGGAGGCAGCUGGUCCCCAGGAAGCCCUCAGGAAACUCCAGGAGCUCUGUCGCCAGUGGCUGAGGCCUGAGCUGCACACCAAGGAGCAGAUCCUGGAGCUGCUGGUGCUGGAGCAGUUUCUGACCAUCCUGCCCCGGGAGUUUUAUGCUUGGAUUCGGGAGCAUGGCCCCGAGAGUGGCAAGGCUCUGGUAGCCAUGGUGGAGGACUUCACAGAGAGAGCACUGGAGGCCAAGGCGGUUCCAUGCCACGUGCAGGGGGAGCAGGAGGAGACAGCAGUUUGCAGAGGCCCUUGGGAACCCGGCAUCCACCUGGGACCAGUGGAGGUCAAGCCUGAGUGGGGGAUGCCCCAUGGGGAAGGCGUUCAAGGCCUAGACCAAGGCACUGAGGAGCAGCUCAAUCAGGAUUCUGGUGCUGGGACGCAGGCCUUCCAGGAGCAGGCUCUGCCAGUUCUUCAGGCUGGUCCUGGCCUCCCCACAGUGAACACCAGAGACCAAGAGAUGGCAGUUGGGUUCCUUAUGGCUGGGUCCCAGGGAUUGGGACCAUUUAAAGAUAUGGCUCUGGCCUUCCCAGAGGAAGAAUGGAGGCAUGUGACCCCAGCCCAGAUAGACUGCUUUGGGGAAUAUGUGGAACCACAGGACUGUGGGGUCUCACCUCCAGGCAUUGGGAGCAAGGAAAAGGAGGCCAAAAUCCAGCAGGCAGACCUCAAGGUGGCACUUGCUCAGGGGACGUCAGAGAGGUUUGGGGAAGCUGCUCUCCAGAGCCCUGAGCUUGGAAGAACCUGUGAGCAGGAGCCCGGUAACUCUGUGGGAAACAUUCCAGGGCCGCCUCCUCCCCAGCAUGGCAUCCUACCUGUGCCUGAUGACCUCAAGACCCACAGCUCCUUCUGGAAGCCUUUUCAGUGCCCUGAGUGUGGGAAAGGUUUCAGUCGAAGCUCAAAUCUCGUCAGACACCAGCGAACACAUGAAGAAGAAAAAUCCUAUGGCUGUGUUGAAUGUGGGAAAGGGUUUACUCUUAGAGAGUACCUCAUGAAGCACCAGCGAACCCACCUGGGAAAGAGACCCUAUGUGUGCAGUGAGUGCUGGAAAACCUUCAGUCAGAGGCACCACCUUGAGGUCCACCAGCGGAGUCACACAGGGGAGAAGCCCUACAAGUGUGGGGACUGCUGGAAAAGCUUCAGCCGGAGACAGCAUCUUCAGGUGCACCGGAGAACUCACACUGGGGAAAAGCCUUACACCUGUGAGUGCGGCAAGAGCUUCAGCAGGAACGCUAACCUGGCCGUGCACCGGCGAGCCCACACGGGGGAGAAGCCGUAUGGGUGCCAGGUGUGUGGGAAACGGUUCAGUAAAGGGGAGCGUCUGGUCAGACACCAGAGGAUCCACACUGGUGAGAAACCCUACCACUGCCCUGCCUGUGGGAGGAGCUUCAACCAGAGGUCCAUUCUCAACCGGCACCAGAAAACUCAGCAUCGUCAGGAGAUCCCUGUGCAGUAAGGGUGCUCUGUGAAACUGCACCUUUUUUGCUAAUGCAAGGUGCUGGUCAAGGUGCGACCUUCCAGGACCACCAAGUGGAGGGAGGCCUUACUGGAGGUUGUCAUUCAUCUUUACUCACUGAAGGGUUCUGGAAGGGGUGUUGAGGGGUUAUUGGGUGCAAAAAGACACUUUGACCCAUUUGCUUUCCAUUUGUUCAGAAGGAAAAGGGCAAGGCCGGGUUCAUUUUGAAUUCCCAGAGAGCACAGCUUUUCCUGUCUCUUACCCAAGUGGUGCUGACACUUUUUCUUACCAUCUUUGGGAAAAUAAUAUCCUGAGUUUUAGUUCAUGUUGAGCUUUUUCUCCUCCAGUGGAUGUUUAUAUCCACCUCCUGAGCAAGUCUGGUAGUCAAGGCAAAAUUUUGUCUGCUGUUGACAGCUUGAACCUCAUUUUUCUGAGGUCUGUAUCCUGCCUGCCAGGAUACGGAUUCUAUGUACCAUCCUUCCCCCGCUCUCUUUUCCAUUUAACACAUAUUUAUUGAACACCUACUAUAUGCCUGGCACUGGGAGUACAGUGGUGAAGGAGACAGAUGAGACCUUGUUCUCCUGGAGCUUGUGAUUUAGCACUGGAAGCACACACAAAACCAUUGAUUUUCAUGUUCUAAGUCAUGUUUGUGGUGAGUGCUGUGUGAGAAGAUAGUCUUGUGCUCACUCAUUUUGCCCUUCCUGCUUGGGUGCUGGAGCUUUCCCUCCGUUGGGAUCACUCAGGCAGCGUCGUUUAUUUACUUUAUCUGUAGCUCCCUUUGUAAUAUUCUAUCCUCAUCUGUAAAGUUUCCCCAUUCUAUUCCUUGUAUUAUAACAACUGUCCACACAUCUAUUAGGAAAUUAAUAUUUUGCUAUUGAUCACUGAAUAAA